Oncorhynchus keta (chum salmon) is the source of this 1166-nucleotide messenger RNA. RefSeq lists its product as uncharacterized. Bases 517 to 1149 code for a protein of 210 amino acids. The transcript is spliced from 2 exons. The record is from RefSeq and is a predicted model, not a curated record. NCBI's taxonomy places the organism in Eukaryota, Metazoa, Chordata, Actinopteri, Salmoniformes, Salmonidae.
UCAAGCUUUAUUUAUACAGCACAUUUCAGACAUGGAUGCAACCCAAUGGCUUCACAGGAAAAAAACAAAAUGAAUACAAACAAAAAUAUUUAGUACACAACAAACAGAAGAUUAACAACUGAAAGAAUAAUGAACAUUAAGGAAAUUCCAUUGAUUAAAAUAUUAAUUGAAUACAAUAUCCAACCCAAAAUAUUGGCUUGUUUUUUAGGAGGGACUCUGAAAGACACUAUGGGGGUGUCCACUGGAAUUUGACUAGUGACAACAACUGGGACAUAAGACACCCACCAUGGGAACACUAAAUCUGCCCAAGAAGAGGCAAACAAAAGAAAAACCCACACCAAAUUAAAGACAGGAAGCAAACCAAAAAGGUGGUUAAAAUAAUUUAUUUACAAUCAAUACCAUUCACACUUUACAAAAUCAUAUCUCUCAUUCAUUCUUAAUUACUUAUAUUUACAAAACCAAAUCACCAAACACCAAACAAAAACAAACCUCAGGGGAGCAUCGUCCCUCCCCGUCAUGCCUAACCCCUUCCCUAAUCUAUCCCCUUACCAAACUCACUCCAACACUCCCAGCCCUAAACCCCCUUUCCACCUCUCCCGUGCCGCAUGCUUCCCCCACUUCCUCUCCUCCCUCUUCAUCCUCCCCCUCAAAUCACCUUCCACCCUUCUCACUAUCCCUUCCACCCCCCAAUCUCUCCCUGUCUUGACUAAAUUCUUCCUGGCUUCCCACAGUCCCUUUUUAAAGAGACUCAUGAGAAGCCAGAGCAGAAACCUGUCCAUAUCCGUUCCCUUUGCUCUCCCUACGCCUCUCUCUAGCCUAGACCAUGUCAAAACAAAAUCACUCCUAACCACACCUAGCAUCACCCGUGCCCUAGCCCAGACUAGUCUGGCAAAGGCACAGUCCCAGAAGGCAUGGCGCACAGUCUCCUCCCUGCCACAAGAGGAUCUUGGACAGGUGGGGGAUUGCACCAAACUAUACCGGUACAAGAUGGAACAUACCGGCAAGCACUUGUGGAGGCUCAACCAAUUCAGGUCCUUGAGCCUGUUGUCCAGGCCCCGCGCCUGCACUCCCUCCCAGACCACUGACGAGAUGCCCGCUACGGGCGCAGGACUCCCUGCCUGCCUGACCUCCUCAUACAGGUGCCUGUGAUCUAAACCUACUCGGGC